CAGCUUUGUUAUUAUACAUAAUAAUUGUGUUAUUCAUCAUUCAUAGCAUUCGACAGACCAAUUUAUUCGUGAUGUUAAGAAGGUCGACAUUUUGGUUUUAUAGUUGUUUACAUAUGGUGUUUACUUAUUCUUCAGAAACUCCCAUCAUCGGGAUAUUGACCCAGGAAACGUACAUUGUCGCCAAAUAUUUGCCAGAAAACCGCUACAACAGCUUCCUGGCUGCUUCUUAUGUUAAAUUUUUGGAAGGAUCUGGUGCACGAGUCGUACCGGUAUGGAUAGGACAAAAUAAAGAAUAUUACGAAAGAGUAGUGAAUUACACAAAUGGAAUUUUAUUUCCUGGUGGAGGGACCUACUUCAACGAAACUGAUGGGUAUGGAGAAGCUGCUAGACAAAUUUAUAAAUUAGCUCUAGAGUCAAACGCCAGAGGCGUUUACUAUCCAAUUUUGGGAAUAUGUUUGGGAAUGCAAGUAUUGGUAUUUUCGCACAUUGGGACUGAUAUUAGAAUACAUAGAUCGCUAAAACACACAGCCGUGCCAUUGGAUUUUACGGAAGGUUAUGAAAAAAGUAAACUAUUUUCCAAUACACCUAAACACAUCCUACACAUUUUAAAAUCGAAAAACGUCACUCACAACCUUCACCGUUAUUCUAUAACCGAAGAAAUCCUAAAUAAACACCGACUUCUCGAUCAAUGGAGGAUUCUCUCCACGAAUCGAGGAGACGACGAAAACGAAUUUAUUUCCUCCAUGGAGCAUAAAAAUUUUCCUAUUUACGGUAUCCAGUUCCACCCUGAGAAGAACAUAUUCGAGUUCAAGAAGAAUUACGGCAUUCCGCACUCCGCGGAUGCCGUGAAAUCUGCGCAGUUUUUCGCGAAUUUUUUCGUGGACGAGUGUAGGAAAAACAACAACGGUUUUCCCAGCGAAGAACUCGAAGAAAAUAGUCUGAUUUACAAUUACAUCCCUUUGUAUACGGGGUUGAAUGGAUCGUCUCACGUUCAGUUGUAUGUUUUUAGCAAAGAUGAUUAUACAAAAUGUCUUCUAGUCUGAUUUGUGAUAAUAGUUUUAAGUGUUUCGUAUAUUUUUUAUGUUUGUUUGUGUUGUCAGAUAAUUUAAUAAAAAAAUAUUCUUCUGUAA
This is a messenger RNA of Psylliodes chrysocephalus, 1130 nucleotides long. Lineage: Eukaryota; Metazoa; Arthropoda; Insecta; Coleoptera; Chrysomelidae. The record is from the annotation of a GenBank genome assembly.